This is a messenger RNA of Fusarium graminearum PH-1, 1284 nucleotides long. RefSeq lists its product as uncharacterized. The coding region runs from base 1 to 1284 and encodes 427 amino acids. Gene Ontology annotation, cellular component: nucleus. The transcript has 5 exons. Lineage: Eukaryota; Fungi; Ascomycota; Sordariomycetes; Hypocreales; Nectriaceae. The record is from RefSeq and is a predicted model, not a curated record. Gene Ontology annotation, molecular function: zinc ion binding; transcription cis-regulatory region binding; DNA-binding transcription factor activity, RNA polymerase II-specific. Gene Ontology annotation, biological process: positive regulation of transcription by RNA polymerase II.
AUGCCCCGAGGACGCAGGGGCUGUUGGACAUGUCGCAUUCGUCACAGAAGAUGUGACGAGUCAUCCCCUGAAUGCAAAGAAUGCAGUACUCGAAGUAUUACCUGCCAUGGAUAUGACAUUGAUCCGCCACAAUGGAUGAGCAAUGAUAAGUUGAUGCAAGAAGAGCUUCAGCGUAUCAAAGGUGCAGUUAAGGAGAAUUUCCGACGUGUCAAAACUAUCCAGAAUCGCCAACUUGCUCGAUUGACGGCUGAAGAAGCACAAGCAUCGCGUGCUAAACCAAGUUCUCAAUCGCCAGGUGACCAAGUCCACAAUCCAACUCCAGUCGGCUCUUCAACUACAAAUACCAUAUUUAAGGAGGCGCAGUACUUGGUACAUUACCUCGACUACAUCUUUCCGAUUCAAUAUGCCUUUUAUGUCGAUGCACCGCAUCAAGGUGGCAGAGGUUGGCUCUUCUUCCUUCUCGAGCGAAACGCACCGCUUCGCAACGCAGCACUUACUCUUUCUGCCUUCCAUCAACAUACCUUAUCACCAUAUCAUACUGAAAGCCAAGAGGACGAACUAUUGAAAUACCAUACCAAAGCACUUCAAGAACUUCGACAUGUUGUCCGCCAUCGAGACGUUGGCGCUUCUGCCGACAACAUCGAGGAAUGGCUCAAAUUUCUCGCUGGCGGUAUGUUCUUGAUCUCUUUCGAGGUUUUUCAAGGCGGCACAAACCACUGGCAAGCCCACUUCAACGCUCUUGUAUCUGUUAUUCAGAACCUUACCUCCUCCGAUUUCGACUUCGACGCGUCCGACCCUUCGAGUUCCGACUUUGACUUUCAACGAGGGAUGAAUACUGCGCAAAAGUUCCUUCUGUCGAAUCUCGUCUGGAUUGACAUACUUGCGCCACUGGCUACAGGAACUGCACCGAAACUGCCAUACCAUGACUGGCUCAACGCUGGUAAGAUUGACAUGUCAAGAGUCAUGGGCUGCUCAAACUGCAUUAUGAUCGCAAUUGGUGACAUGAUGGCUUUGAGCUCAGAAGCUAGCACACUGGAUAGCGAUGCUUUAGGAAUCACCAUCAGGGGGUUAGAAAAACGUAUAUUGACUCCAACCAACCGCUCCGUAACCCACCUUUUUGCAACUGCAGCUCUCGUCCAGCUUUAUACUAUUGCCUCUGAAAAUGGCAUCACAUCACCAGAUCCUCACACCGCAGUAUCCCAAGUCAUCGAAGCAUUAAACCACUUACCUCCACACAUUUCUUUACGAGCAACGCCGUGGCCUUUAUGCGUUGCGGUAUUAUGA